Varanus komodoensis (Komodo dragon) is the source of this 1785-nucleotide messenger RNA. Its product is annotated as protocadherin beta-1-like. The transcript has 2 exons. Gene Ontology annotation, cellular component: plasma membrane. Lineage: Eukaryota; Metazoa; Chordata; Lepidosauria; Squamata; Varanidae. The record is from RefSeq and is a predicted model, not a curated record. Gene Ontology annotation, molecular function: calcium ion binding. Gene Ontology annotation, biological process: homophilic cell-cell adhesion. Bases 1 to 1785 code for a protein of 594 amino acids.
AUGGAAGGGCACCUCCAGGGCAGGCAAGUGCAGGCUUUUUUCUUGUGUCUCUGUGUACUUGUGACAACGUGUGAGUCCUUCCUCUAUUCCGUGCCAGAGGAGAAGAAAAGUGGCUCUGUGGUGGCGAAUGUGCUGCGGGAUCUGCGACUGGAGGGCAGGGAGCUGUCCGCUCGGAGGGCCCGGCUGGCUUCCAAGAGCAGCAAGCAGUACUUCCGGCUGGACCCUCUUUCUGGAAACAUCCUCCUGCAAGAGCGUAUUGACCGGGAGGCACUGUGUGGUGAGAAGGACCCCUGCGUCCUGCUCUCUGAGGUCGUGCUGGAGAAUCCCCUGCAGCUGCACCGCAUCGAGGUUCAGAUUGAGGAUGUGAAUGACCAUCCCCCCAGAUUCUCUAAAAAUGAAUUCAUCUUUGAAAUACCUGAACAGACUCAGCUAAAUACCCGAUUCCCUUUGGAGAGCGCUCAAGAUGCAGACAAAGGUGAAAAUGCUGUUCAGAACUACACACUCAGUCCUAAUGAGCACUUUCAGCUCGAUGUACAAAGCCACGCUGAUGGCGAUACGUAUGCGGGUUUGGUUUUAAAGAAACAGUUAGACCAUGAGGAGGAAGCACAGAUGUCUUUAAUUCUGUUGGCUGUUGAUGGAGGGACCCCUAAGAGGACUGGAACAGCACAGAUAAUAAUUGACAUCCUGGAUAACAAUGAUAAUGCCCCUCAGUUUAGUAAAUCUGUAUACCAAGUAAAACUGAUGGAAAACACUCCUUUGGGCACACUGGUCACUAGAGUGGAAGCCAGUGACAGGGAUAGUGGCUCCUAUGCAGAAAUCACAUAUUCUUUCAGCCGAGUGCCAGAAAUUGUCCUCAGAUCAUUUAAGCUAAACAAGCACACUGGAGAAAUAGCAACUGCAGGGACAAUUGACUACGAGGAGAACAGCAAGCAUGAGCUGAGCCUCCGAGCCACGGAUGGAGGGGGGCUCUCUGCAUACUGCAAGGUCCUUGUGGAGGUGGAGGACGAGAACGACAAUGCCCCCGAGGUGGCCGUGACCUCCGUCACCAGCCCCCUGCCAGAGGACUCACCCGUGCAGACGGUGGUGGCCCUCUUCAGUGUCAUGGACCGCGACUCCAGGGACAACGCCAGGACUACCUGCACCAUCGACCCCAGCCUUCCAUUUGUGCUGAGAGCUGCUGAGAACAGCUACUACCAGCUGGUGACCCAGAGGACCCUGGACCGAGAGCGGGUCCCUGAGUACAACGUGACCGUCACGGCCACGGACCGAGGCUCUCCCCGGCUCACCUCGCUGACAGUGAUCAGCAUUCCCAUCUCGGAUAUCAACGACAACCCUCCGGUGUUCGAACGCCCCCUCUACGAAAUGCAGGUGCGGGAGAACAACAUUCCAGGGCUGCUGAUCGGCUCAGUCCAUGCCUCUGACCUGGACGCAGAGCAGAACGCCAAGCUGACCUACGCAAUCCUGCCCGGGAAGGUCAGGGAUGGCCCAGUGUCUUCCUAUGUCUCCAUCAACUCCGAGACCGGGAAUCUGUACGCCCUGCGAUCCCUCGAUUACGAGGACAUCAGGGAGCUCCGUGUGACGGUGAGGGCCCUGGACAAGGGCUCCCCCCCGCUCAGCUCGCAGGCCACUGUCCGUGUUCACGUGGUGGAUGAGAACGACCACGCGCCCUUCAUCCUGCACCCUCUGCAAAACAGCAGCUCCCCGUCCAGUGACCUGGUCCCGCGCGGGGCCGAGGUUGACCCUCAAAAAGGACGGAAGAGUCUCAGGAAAAUAGAUGAGUUUUGA